AUGCACCAAGGUAGCCCACCAAAUAAUAAUCAAAAAUCACCAGUGGCUAGUCCAAAUACAGUUUUAAAACAAAUUGAAAAUGGAAAAUUUAGGAUUAAUUUUACAGCAAAAAAAACAACAAACCCUGAUGACAAUAUUACACUUGCUGACGAUCCUUUAAAUAUUACCUCUGAGAAAGAAAUAGAAGUUGGUAAUAAUAAUAAUAAUUUAAAUGAAAAUUUUAAAAAUAACGAAGAAUCUAUGGAUAUUGAAAAAUCAAUUAAUAAAAUUAAUGGUGGUUCAAAAGAAAACGGUAGUGAAAACACAAUUACAAAUGGAAAAAAUGAAAAUGGUAAUCAUAUAAAUUCUAAUGAUUCAAAAAACGAUAAUUUAGAAAAUAAUAAAAAAUUAAAUGGUAAAAACGAAGAUGAAAACAACAAUGAAAACUCAUCAAAAGAAAAUGAAAAUAGUAAUGAAAAUAGUAAUAAUAUGAAUAAUAAAGGGAAAGAAAAAGAAGCAUUAAAACCAAUUAUAGAAGUUCCAGAGGAAGAAAUGAUUCAAAAUAGUAGUAAUAAUAAAAACAAAAAUACCGAAAAUACCGAAAAUACUGAAGAUACAAAUAAAAAUAAAAAUGAGAAUAAAAAUUAUUUCAACUAUAAAGGUAGAAAUAAUCUUUCUGAAGAGGAUGAUUUAGUGGCAACAAAUAGAUUAGUUGAAGAAUAUAUGUUAAAAACACCACCACUCACCAAACAACUAUUUCAAAUGGAUAAAAAUCAAAUAGAAACCUUUAGAAUAGAAUCAAUGAAUAAAUAUUUAGAAAAUUAUAAAGCUUCUAAAUAUAGUAAUAUUACUAGUAAUAAAAAUAAUAAUGUAAAUAAUAUAAAUAAUAAUAGCCAACAACAAAACAAUAAUACAAUGGUAAUACCAAUAACUACAACUACAACAUCAACGACAGCAUCAAUAAAAUCAGCACCAACCUCACCAACGGCAACAGCAACGACAACUACUACAAAUUCAAUUAGUACUAGAAGGAUGACGGCAACAGCAUCAUCAACAUCAUCACCAACAUCACCACCACCAUCAUCACCACCAAAUUUAUCAGUUCAACAACAACAGCAGCAACAGCAACAACAACAAUUAAGACAACAACAACAACAACUUCAACAACAAAUUGAACAAAUGCAACAGUUAAUGAAUGAAGAGGAAGCUCAACAAAAGGAUGAUAGUUUAGGAGAGAAAGGAUCAGUAUCUAUGGAGAAUUUAGCAUAUUUAGAUCAACCGAUUUAUAUUAGUAAUGAUGCACCAACUGAACCAUUUAUAGUUUGUCAAAUUUGGGGUUGUGGUCAAUUAUUCACAGCUAGGGAAUACAGAAAUCAUUUGGAGAAUGAACAUGAUUCUUUGAAUUGUAAUGCAAAUGGUAAUCAAAAUUACUUUAGUGGAUAUAACCAUAAUAACAAUGGAGUCGAUGUAAUUAGCUAUUCACAAUUAACCGAUAGAAAUUCAAUGGAUAGAUAUUCAAAGGGUAGUUUACCUGUGUUAAUCAAUGGUUUACCAAAGAAUUGGAAUAUUUCAAACUAUAAUCUACAAUAUCUCUUUCAAAAGUUACCCUUUAACAAUGCAAUGUGGUCAAGAUUAAACUUUAAUACCGCUACAACUCAAUGGGUUGGUAAUGUUAAUAAAUUUCAAAAAACUGUAAAUUCACCAAAUAGAUCAUUCCAUAAAAACUUUUGUUUAAAAGUUUCUUUUGAUAUACCUGUUUCUUGGGAACCGUUACCAUACUUUAAUUUAAAUUAUUUUAAUGUUGUACAACAAACAACAUCCAGUUGUAGUGGAAGUGGUAAUGGUAGUAGUAAUGGAAUUGGUAAUGGAAUUGUUAAUGAUAAUAAUAAUAGUAAUAGUUUAAAAGGUGGUGCAGGACAAGGAUUUUUAAAGAGUUUUUUAUUUAUUGGUAAUCAAGGUUCAAUAGUAUCAUUACAUAGAAAUUUUAGUGAUGUUUCAAUUUCAAUGUUUAAAGGAUCACAACGAGUUAUCCUAUUCCCACCAAAUAAAAUCUUAGAAAUGGCUGCAUACAAUCGUUAUCUCUUAAAUCAUCACAAAGAUAGAACAAAAUAUAUCUAUUUCGAUUAUUAUCUUUCUCCAGAAGAUUUAGAAUUAAUUCAAAGAUUCGGUGGUAAAUCUGUUAUCUUAAAUAAAGAAGAUACUUUAUAUAUACCAGCUGGUUGGUAUUAUCAAAUUAAUAUUUUAGAAGAAGAAACAAUUUCAUUAAAUUAUUUUAAUUUAACAACUUAUAAUUUAGAAUUUUAUAUUCAAAAUUUUAAACAAUCAAAUGAUAUAAUUUUAGCAGAUUUAUUUAAAGCUAUUUUAUUGGAUUAUUUUAGUCGUUGUAAUUAUUGGAUUAAUAAUCAAAAUCAAUAUAUUUUAAAAGAGAAUCAAUCAAUAUUAUUCGUUGCAGAUAAGGAACAAAAGUAUUGGAAUAGUUAUGGUGUUGAAUUAAAGAAUCAAUCAGUUUAUCAACAAAUUCUAAUGGCAUUACAAGAGGGUUUCAUUCUAUCCUCUUCAACAUUAUUGGUUAAUAAUUCAAUCAUUAGUAAAAGACAAUUCCAAGAACAAUUAAAACAACAACAAAGAAAUUCAAAACCAAUCAUUACAAUUAAUCAUCCUCAUCAAAAUUUUUAUCAUCCUUAUUUAUCUCAAAGAUUUUUAUUAUCUUCUUCAACUCCAAAUACUACCACUACUUCCGCUACUACUUCAACAUCAUCAUUAUUAUCUUCUUCCUCUAAAAAUCUAUUAAAUAUAAUCGAUCAAAUUAAUGUAAUAGAUAGUAAUUUUUGUGAUAAUUUAAAGAAAAUCACUCAUGAUUUAAAUUUUAUUUUGAUUUCAAUUGCAACAAGAUAA
Molecule: messenger RNA, 2874 nt
Organism: Dictyostelium discoideum AX4
Lineage: Eukaryota; Evosea; Eumycetozoa; Dictyosteliales; Dictyosteliaceae
Product: C2H2-type zinc finger-containing protein
Exons: 3
Coding region: 1-2874 (957 amino acids)
Source: RefSeq, a predicted model, not a curated record